ACUAAAUUGAAUUUUAGCAUUCAUGGGCAUGAAUGUGAUAAACACAUGGAGUCUUCUUAGUACGAGUACACAUACAACUAUCUACCAUCGUUCAUAAAAGGCUUUGAAAUAAAUUAUGAAUUAAAUCCAGUCGUUCAUAAAGGCUUUGAAAUAUAGAUAUUCAAUAACACAAUUAAGACCCGUCCAUAGACUUGAUACUUGUAAUACUCGUAAGAAAUAAGUUAGUUUUGACAAUUCAGUUUGAAAAAAAAGAGAAGCCAGCCACCGGUGGGCGCGCGGUGGCUGCUGCUGGCCGUUACCACCCCUCCCCCUUGGUUUCGGGUGCAUUGAGGGUGUAGCCAGAUCAAGCUGCUGUUACCGCUUUACUAUUUUCUCUUAUGUUUUAUUCUUUCUUACUAGACAAUUCACAGAUCUUAAAAAGGCUCAGCUUCUUUCUUCACCAAAUCUAACGCUUUUUUUUUUUUUUUCGUUUUAGCUUUGUGAUGGUACUAUCCAGAAGACGAAAGGAAAACCUGUGAUGUUUUUGCAAUUAGAGCGGGGAUUUUUGAGGUUGGAAGCAGCGCCAAACCCAACCAAAUGCCGGUUUUCCCGGAAAAUAAACAAGAAACCAGCAGAAAAGAGAAGAAAAAAGCAGAGAGAGAGAGAGGAGAGGUUGCUAGGAUAGCCGACGACCAUGUCAACAAGAUUACUGGUGUCCAAUGAAAUAAAAAAUGCCACUUGUUGAUAAAUGAACGAACAACCUUUGAUAAAAUUGGCUGGUUCUAAUCUCAAAUAAACUUAAGCCACUAAUACAUCCAUUAACACUGCCAAAAAUAAGGAAACUUCGCCUUACGUACGUACGUACGUUCAUUUCUUGCGACAGCUUUUGCUUUUUCCCACCUUCCAAAACCCUCAAAAACUUCAGUUAUACGAGAAAAAAGGACAAUAUUAUAGAUCACUUCUUUAAUUCUUUUAGAUCGAAAGAACCCCAUUUGCGGAAGUGAGAACAGUGGUUUGUAAACUUGAGCCAAGAUGAACGACUUGUUCUCGAGCUCGUUCAAAAAAUAUACAGACCUGAAGCAGCAGGCUUACCUGGACGACAUGGAAUCCGGCAAAGAGAGUAUCAACCUCGACAGGUUCUUUGAAGAUGUCGAGAAUGUCAAGGAAGACAUGAGCCAAGUUGAGAGGCAGUACAGAAAGUUACAAGAAGCAAAUGAAGAGUGCAAGAUCGUCCACAAUGCUAAAACCAUGAAAGAAUUACGAGCCCGGAUGGACUCAGACGUUGAGCAGGUCCUCAAGCGCGUCAAAGUUAUCAAGGGGAAACUCGAAGGCUUAGAACGUUCCAACGUAGCUCACAGAAAACUUCCAGGAUGCGGUCCAGGUUCUUCUGCAGAUCGAACCAGGACCUCGGUUGUUAACGGGUUGGGGAAGAAGCUCAAGAGCAUGAUGGAUGAUUUUCAGGGACUGAGAAACAGAAUGACACUUGAAUAUAAGGAAACUGUGGAACGCAGGUAUUUCACCAUCACAGGAGAGAAAGCAACCGAAGAAACUAUUGAGAAUAUGAUAUCAAGUGGGGAAAGCGAAAGUUUUCUGCAAAAGGCAAUUCAGGAACAGGGGCGAGGUCGGAUCUUGGAUACCAUAUCAGAGAUUCAAGAAAGACAUGAUGCUGUAAAGGAGAUAGAGAAGAAUUUGAUGGAGCUCCAUCAGGUAUUCUUGGACAUGGCUGCUCUGGUGGAGUCUCAGGGUCACCAGCUCAACGACAUAGAAAGUCACGUGGCGCAUGCUAAUUCGUUUGUGAGACGAGGCACCGAUAAUCUUCAGGAGGCCAGGGAGUAUCAGAAAAGCUCCCGGAAGUGGACAUGCAUCGCCAUUGCCCUUGUUGCCAUUGUCAUAGUCGUCCUCCUAUUUCCAAUUUUAACAAAAUAUUUUUUGCAUCAAUAGUGAUAGGAAGAAAAAGAAAGAAACAUUUUUUUUCUUUUUGUCAAUCGAUCUGAGAAAGCAUGUACUGCGUAGUCUACAACAUUCAGGUAUGUCACAAAGGAAUUUCUUACCCAGAUCGAGCUAGUACUGCGUAGUGAUGUACAUGAAACUCGUCUGCAGCCCCUCUUUCCCAAGAGAUAUUUUGCAUUUGUUUACAUCGAGGUGCCAUGGCAAAGGGAAAUGAGGAUGCGUCGACAUAUUUAACACUAGGAAGACAUUAAUGUAAUGGCAAUUUGACACGUUUCUUGAAAUGCAAUUUGCAUUAAUGUACUAGUUUUCCA
Molecule: messenger RNA, 2240 nt
Organism: Juglans microcarpa x Juglans regia
Lineage: Eukaryota; Viridiplantae; Streptophyta; Magnoliopsida; Fagales; Juglandaceae
Product: syntaxin-124-like
Exons: 1
Coding region: 1012-1920 (302 amino acids)
Biological process (GO): vesicle fusion; exocytosis; intracellular protein transport
Cellular component (GO): SNARE complex; endomembrane system; plasma membrane
Molecular function (GO): SNARE binding; SNAP receptor activity
Source: RefSeq, a predicted model, not a curated record